Molecule: messenger RNA, 3813 nt
Organism: Salmo salar (Atlantic salmon)
Lineage: Eukaryota; Metazoa; Chordata; Actinopteri; Salmoniformes; Salmonidae
Product: rac GTPase-activating protein 1
Biological process (GO): mitotic cytokinesis; Rho protein signal transduction; mitotic spindle midzone assembly
Cellular component (GO): spindle midzone; centralspindlin complex; midbody
Molecular function (GO): GTPase activator activity
Source: RefSeq, a predicted model, not a curated record
UACCAAAGAAACGCCUUCUUCCUUGGCGCCUGGUUUUGAAAUGCCUGGAACCAGAUAAGACAGGUGUGGCUAGACACACAACGUAGCUUGUUUAUUAAGAAUCGCAAUAAAAUUUGCCUUUGAUAGCAGCUGGAAACAUCAGCCGCGAGACACUGUCCUAGGAAAGCCCGACGCUCGACAUGGAAUCGACCGUGUUGAACCUGCACAACCAGUUCCAGAGUCUGCUUGCACACUCCGAGAUUCUCAUUGAGGGCAUCGAACCACAGUUCAUCCAGAUGGCUCUGAACUUUGAGGACUGCAGGCGGAAGUGGCUCCAGUGUGAUGAGACGCUUGGGGCAUGCAAGGAGGUGCUGACCAAAACGGAGACUGAGAGGGGGGCUCUGGAGGUCAAGCUGAAACACGCGCGGAACCAGGUGGACGUGGAGAUCAGACGGCGCCAGCGGGCUGAGUCUGACUACGAGAAACUGGAGCGUCAGAUCCAGCUGAUCCGGGAUCUGCUGGUGGCAGAUGGUUCCAGCAGCAGCCUCCACCUGAGCGAGGAGCAGCGCUCGGCCCUGGCCUUCCUCAACGCCCAUUCCCAGGCCGCACAGGCCGCCAAGAACAACACCAACCUCAACAACAGCCGCAGGUUAACCACUAUAGAUGAAUCUGCUUCCUUGUUGUCAGACAUUAGCUAUGACAAAACGGAUGAUUCUCUGGACUCCUCUGUGAUGAGGACAGUGCGACUGAGGAAGCGCCAGAAAAGGCGCUCUUCCAGAAACCUUGCUGAGCCCCAGCAGGAGAUGAAGAAACCCCGCUCCAGUGGCCGACCAUCAGAGAGGAUGAAUGACUCCAUAGUGACCAAAACCACCAUCACAGUGCCCGUCAAUGGAGGUCCCGUGGAGGCCGUGUCCACCAUCAAGACAGUGCCCGGAUACUGGACACGCAGCAGGACUGAUCCUCAGGGCUGGGACAGUACCACUACUAUUGACCAAUCAGAGACGGCUAGCGAGGCACCCAGCACCCCAUGCAGUGAGGCUCCGCCCCCACUCAAAACACCCAGAGCCAAAGGCGGGGUCCGAAAGCACGAAUUCCUUGCCAAAACGGUUAUCAAGUCAGAGUUCUGCGUGCCCUGCGGAAGGAAGACCAAGUUUGGAAAGCUCUGCCUGAGGUGCCAGGACUGCAGGAUUGUGGCUCACCCCGAGUGCCGUGAUCGCUGCCCACUGCCGUGCAACCCUGCCUCCACAGGCAGCACACCCGUCAGGACCAGAGAGCCAAGCACCCUUGCAGACUACGCUCCCUCCUCCUCUCCCAUGAUCCCAGCCCUAGUGGUCCACUGUGUCAAAGAGAUCGAACACAGGGGUUUAAAUGAGACGGGUCUGUACCGUGUGUCAGGCGAGGGGCGCACAGUGAAGGAGCUGAAGGAGAGGUUCCUGCGGGAGAGGACAGUGCCGGCCCUGGCCAAGGUGGAUGACAUCCACUGUGUCACGGGCCUCCUCAAGGACUUCCUGAGGAACCUCCCUGAGCCCCUCCUCACCUUCCGCCUCAACCGCGCCUUCAUGGUGGCUGCAGAAAUUCAGGACGAUGACAAUAGCCUGGCGCUGAUCUACCAGACCAUCAGUGAGCUGCCCCAACCCAACAGAGACACUCUGGCCUAUCUAGCCAUCCACCUGAAGAGGGUGGCCCGGUGUGUACUAGAUACCAAGAUGGACGUCACCAACUUGGCCAGAGUGUUCGGGCCCACCCUGGUAGGCCAUGCCGUCCCAGAACCAGACCCCAUGACCAUCCUGCAGGAUACCAACAGACAACCAAGGGUGAUGGAGCGCUUGUUGGACCUUCCUCAUGAGUACUGGAGCCAGUACACAGUGGACCAGCAGGCCCACGCGGACAACAUGGUCAAGGGCAAUGCUAACUGCUACAACACUCCUGACCACAAAGUGAGCAUGCUGGGGCCAGUGACCACUCCAGAACACCAGAUGACCAAAACUCCCUCCUCCAGCUCCCUGUCCCAGCGAAUGAAGAAGACCCUGUCAAACACCACCAUAUUUGGAAGCAAGAGCAAGGCAUCUUCUAGCUCAAGUCGCCAAGGAGGCUUUUUUGCCUCCCCUCAGCUGAAGUAGUGGUCAAGCCACAGUAUUCAGGGAAACGAUUACAAUUUUACUCAUUUUGUUUUAUACUCUUUUUCUAAAGAACCAAUAAUGCAGUAAUGUGGUCAAGGAGAAAAUCUGUUCUUAACUUUAGCUACUGUAUAUAAGUGGCAGGUAGCCUAGCGGUGAAGAGCGUAGGGCCAGUAACUGAAAGGUUGCUGGUUCGAAUCCACGUGCCGACUAGGUGAAACAUCUGUCGACAUGCCCUUGAGCAAGGCACUUAACCCUAAUUGCUCCUGUAUGUCACUCUGGAUAAAAUAAUCUACUUAAAUGUACUGUAUUUCAUACACUUUUAUAUCACACCCUUUAAACUCUUUUAUGAACCAUGCAAUACUUGAUUUAGCUUUAAACUAACUGCUGCUAAUAACUUUAUGUAACGUUAAACUAAAACUCUAUUUUAUUGAUAUUUUAUGCUAUAAAAUGUUUAUCUCCACUUUUGUGGAAUAUGUUUGUACUUGUGAUGACUAGGGCCAGGAGUUUGGGGCACUUUUUGUGGUGUUGUGCUUUAACCAUUUAUUUCCAGCAUUAUCCACUAGGUUUGCUGCACCUAGAAAAUCCUAGGAAAUGUUAUUCAGUUGACACAAGCUGUCUCCAAUCAAUCAAUAUCGGGUUGUGUGUGUUUCUCGGUGUGUGUGUUUCGGUGGGAGGAUCGCCUUAGACAUGGGAGCCGCAGUGCUGUGAAUCUUAAUUGCACAACGCCUUUUAUUUGGCAGGGAAUACUAUUUGUAGAUCAUUGAUUCUACACUUCACUUUUCUCAAGUGGAUCGAAUCCUCUCCAACGGACUCGGAAAUUUUAGCAUUUAUUUUUUAAUUAGGGUCAGUUAAAGGGGAGUCUUUGGCUGCUUUUACACAGACAGCCCAAUUCUUGUCUUAUUUUCACUCAUUGGUCUUUUGACCAAUCAGAUCAGGUCUUAAAAAAAGAUCUGAUGUGAAAAGAGCUGAUGUGAUUGGUCAAAAGACCAAUUAGUGGAAGAAAAAAAUAUCAGAAUUGGGCUGCCUGUGUCAACACAGACAAUGAAACCAACCAUGGAAGUAUAUUGUAAUGAAUUUUGGGUGGAAACCGGUUUAAUUGAUUCUCCCCUUUUCAACUGCCCAUAAUGGAUCCAUUUUAAGCUUUAACUUCCGAGUCGGCUGGAGAGGAUCAGCAUGAGAAAAGUGAGGUGUAGAAUCACUGAUCUAGAAAUACUAUUCCCUGCCAAAUCCGUUUUGUACGAUUUAAAAAAAAAAAAAAAAGUUAUUUUUAUUUUUUAUUUUAACAGAGCUACGCCUUCCCCGCCACACACGCACAACCAGACAUUGAUUGAUUUUGAUUGGAAACAGCUUGUGUCAAUUACAGAACACUUCCUACCCGCAGCAACAUUAGUGGACAAUGCUGGAAAUACCAGUAAGACCACAGGGCCUCAAAGUUCCCCAAAACUUCUGGCCGUUGUGAUGACUUAUCAGUAUGGUCCAAUCUGUCUACUAAUGGAAGUCUAUAUCCACCCAUGAAUACAUGUGACUUUGCUGCUUCAUCAAACCAAGGACCUUUGUUGACUCUUCUCUGUGAAUUGAUCAGUUGACCACUAUACAGUACAUACUGUUGUGUAAAGCCUAAUCGUGUGUACAUUAUCUAUUGAUAGUUGUUCUCCUUUUUAUACUGUGAUUGUAAUCAGAGUUAGUGGUAGACUAGCGCUGGAUUGGACCAAAA